AUGGUCCUGUCUGUAGUGUUCUUGAUCGGAGCAGCAAAUGCCAUAAAAAAUUACGACGAAAGCGAGUACAUUCGCUGCAAAUGCAACACUCGGGUGUCCACUGUUGCGGAAAAUAUGUCCGUCAUGUUUGGCGGCGAGGAUAGGUGCAUUUAUCCCUACAAGCACGAAAUUAAAAGUCCAACUGCCCCGUUCCGCGAUUACGACGCCAAAACAGGGGAGACCUAUUGUAAGGUGCUCGCAGGGAGUUGCUUUCACGUGGAGUACUAUCAUCGACACAUGGUGAACGAUGAAGCGAGGCAGGAUUGUGUUAAAUCUAACAAAACCGCAGGCGCAAGUCUUGACGACAAAGCUAAGUGCGUUAAGUCAACGUUUUACUUUGCCGGAUGCGCUGUUAAUCACACGAGACGGAUGGAGGAAGAACUUGAGCUACAGAAAUCCGCCGUCAAUGAAGCAGCACAAGACGAGCUAGACAUGCAGCAUAUAACUGUUGAAGAAUUCCCCUCAAUGAAACGGAUUUAUCACCUUUUUUGUAGAGUGACUUCUAAGUGCAAGAAAUAA
Molecule: messenger RNA, 558 nt
Organism: Oikopleura dioica
Lineage: Eukaryota; Metazoa; Chordata; Appendicularia; Copelata; Oikopleuridae
Source: the annotation of a GenBank genome assembly